AUGGAUAAGUCAUAUGAGUAUCUUCAGAUCCCAAUUGAUGAUGAUGAAAUUAUGGUACGUUGUGUUUCACAGCCAACACAAAGCGAUGAUGUGAUCAUGGAUGACGACUUAGUUGAUAACGACGAGAGAAUGCCUUUAGCGGUUUAUAUCCAUUUUCCUACAUCAAGCAUUCAUCAUGCGAGUCCACCACAAACUGAACUCACACAUGACAACUACUUACUCAGUGGGAGGGAUGCAAUUGUCUUCCAUCAUCCAAUCCAUCGUCGCCAACUUAAUCAUAGUCAGCAUCACGUGCUGUGUGAUGUGCCUCAUACUCAACAGCGCCUCCAGAUUAAGUCUGAUGCCUUUCCAGACGCAUAG
Messenger RNA from Plasmopara halstedii, 360 nucleotides. RefSeq lists its product as uncharacterized. The transcript has a single exon. The record is from RefSeq and is a predicted model, not a curated record. Lineage: Eukaryota; Oomycota; Peronosporomycetes; Peronosporales; Peronosporaceae. Bases 1 to 360 code for a protein of 119 amino acids.